AGAGAAGAAAAUUCAAGAGAGAGAACAAGGGAAACGACGCGAGUGUGACUCUCUCUCUCUCUACACCUCUCUGCGCGCGGUGACGACGUGAAAGCAAAGCAUGUGCGGAAUCCUGGCGCUGCUGUUGGCGCAGCAGAACGCGGCUGCUGCGCCCGAGAUCAACGAGGCCCUGUCGCUGCUCCAGCACCGCGGCCAGGACGCGGCGGGGAUCGUGACGUGCGGCGCGCGCGGCCGCUUCUACCAGUGCAAGGCCAACGGCAUGGUCCGCGACGUCUUUGAUGCCCCCGCCCUGGCCCGGCUCCAGGGCAGCAUGGGUGUCGGCCACGUGCGCUACCCCACCGCGGGCUCGUCGGCGCACGCCGAGGCGCAGCCCUUCUACGUCAACUCGCCCUACGGCAUCGUGUUUGCCCACAACGGCAACCUCAUCAACACCCACGAGCUCCGCGCCUUUCUCGACGCCGAUGCCCACCGGCACAUCAACACCGACAGCGACUCGGAGCUGCUGCUCAACAUCUUUGCCAACAACCUGCAAAAGACGGGCAAGUUUCGCAUCAACGAGGAGGACAUCUUUACCGCCAUCAAGGACCUCAUGACCCAGGCCCACGGCGGCUAUACAUGCGUCGCCAUGCUCGCUGGCUUUGGCAUCAUUGCCUUUCGCGACCCCAACGGUAUCCGUCCCCUGGGCAUGUGCUCGCGCCGCAGUGCCGAUGCCGUUGCUGAUCCCACCUCGACUUCGACUUCAUCGUCGGCUGCCCACCACGGCAAGGACUGGUGCUUCACCUCCGAGUCGGUCGUGUCCGACGCCCUCGGCUUCGAAGACUUCCAGGACGUCCGUCCCGGCGAGGCUGUCAUCAUCACGCGCCAGGCCGUGUCGCGCCGCGUGCUGACGCCCCAGGCCACGGCCACAAACCCCUACCUGUUCUCACCCGACAUCUUCGAGUACGUGUACUUUGCACGGCCCGACUCGGUCCUCGACGGCGUCAGCGUCUACCGCAGCCGCAUGGCCAUGGGCGACAAGCUGGCCGAGGAGGUGCGCCGCCAGCUCGAGGCGCGCGGCGAGACCGUCGAUGUCGUCAUUCCCGUGCCCGACACGAGUCGCGUGGCUGCGCUCCAGGUCGCCCAGCGGCUCAACAUCCCCUACCGUGAGGGCUUUGUCAAGAACCGGUACGUGGGCCGGACAUUCAUCAUGCCCGGCCAGUCGCUGCGGCGGAAAAACGUGCGGCGGAAGCUCAACGCCAUGGCGCUCGAGUUUGCGGGCAAGAGCGUGCUGCUCGUCGACGACUCCAUCGUGCGCGGCACCACGUCGCGCGAGAUCAUCCAGAUGGCGCGCGACGCCGGCGCACGCCGCGUCAUCAUGGCCAGCUGCGCACCCCCGAUCCGGUUCAGUAACGUGUACGGCAUCGACAUGCCCUCGCGCCACGAGCUCGUCGCCCACGGCCGCACCGAGGAGCAGGUCGCCCAGCACAUCCAGGCCGACGUCGUCAUCUACCAGAAGCUGCAGGACCUCAUCGACUCUGUCCGCCAGUUCAACCCGGCCAUUCCUUCCUUUGACUGCUCCGUCUUUGACGGCAAGUACGUCACUGGCGGCGUUGAUAUUCAGUACCUCGAGCACCUCGAGGGCCUGCGGAGCGAGAAUGCCAAGAUCAAGGCAAACGCAGGCAAGAUCGGCGGCGGCGGCGGUGCUGCCACUGCUGCUGCCCUCGUCGCCGAUGGGCCGCGCGACGGCGCCGACGACGCCAAGAUGGCCGCACCGCCCGCCGCCGCGGUCCAGCGCAUCGACCUGCACCACCAGAACGAGGACGGGGGCGAGAGUGGGGGGACUGCCAUCAACGGCCUCGGCAACCCGCGGCAUGCCUACCCGCACAACGGCCACGACGCCGACGGGGAGCAUUCAUCGUCGCAGCAGCAGCAGCAGCAGCAGCAGCAGCCAGAAACAUUCAUGAGCUGCAACGGGCCGAUGAAUGGCGCAGACGACCUCGGCCUCUUCAACGGCUGGUCUCGCUGA
This is a messenger RNA of Acaromyces ingoldii, 2005 nucleotides long. RefSeq names its product putative ADE4-amidophosphoribosyltransferase. Gene Ontology annotation, biological process: purine nucleotide biosynthetic process; purine nucleobase biosynthetic process. Gene Ontology annotation, molecular function: amidophosphoribosyltransferase activity. NCBI's taxonomy places the organism in Eukaryota, Fungi, Basidiomycota, Exobasidiomycetes, Exobasidiales, Cryptobasidiaceae. The transcript has a single exon. Gene Ontology annotation, cellular component: cytoplasm. The record is from RefSeq and is a predicted model, not a curated record. The coding region runs from base 101 to 2005 and encodes 634 amino acids.